Molecule: messenger RNA, 2651 nt
Organism: Ruditapes philippinarum (Manila clam)
Lineage: Eukaryota; Metazoa; Mollusca; Bivalvia; Venerida; Veneridae
Product: carbohydrate sulfotransferase 8-like
Exons: 3
Coding region: 303-1700 (465 amino acids)
Biological process (GO): carbohydrate biosynthetic process
Cellular component (GO): membrane
Molecular function (GO): sulfotransferase activity
Source: RefSeq, a predicted model, not a curated record
GCAUUAAAUAGUGCACUUUAUUGACUGAUAAGGUUGUUCAAAUCGUUUCCUUAAUCUACUUUGAUUCUUCAUUUAUCAUUAAACAAUUGUCAACCAAAGCGAAAGGAAAUGUUUAGGAUAACUCGAGUGGUUUAAAAUCGGUAACGUGGUUGUGAAAUUCAUAGAAUGCUCGAAACUUAUAGAAUAUAACUAGUAUGUUAAAAUGGUGAAAAUGGAAUACAAAAAAUAGGCUUUUAGCGACCCCAUAGCAGAAGGACAGAACGUGAGCGUUAUCGAUCAUUGUUCUUACGUGAACUUCAAGAAUGAGACGUCAUAAACAGUAUUGGCUACUUUGUAUGGCGUUUCUUUGCUUCGCAAUAGCAUUUUUUAUUUCAUUUUCAGAAAACCGCACGAGGACUAUCAUAUUCACAAGUUAUGUUAAACAGGACAAAUCAAGUCGCCCGGAUGAACAGUCUAAUAAACAGAUGAUAAGUCCAGCAAUGCAAUUUAAGACAGACGGUGUAACACAAGAAAUGGUUGCAGGAACAAAUUUGUCAACGGAAAGAGCUGAUACAGAACACUCGACUGGGGACCUUGAAAGUAGAUUCAUAUUCCGUAAAGAAUUGAUGCAGAAAGCUUGUGUUAAACAUAAAAGACAGUUACGGUAUCCAAGAUGCGAAACAAAUAAUGCAGGCCUUAACCUUAAGUAUGUGAAUAGUAGCAGUCUUCUUUAUUGUGCAAUCGAGAAAACCGGAAGUACCCUUUGGAAACGGAUAUUACACGUCAUCGGCGGGUGGGGUAACGAUUCAAAUCCAACAGCAAUAAAAUCUGAAGAUGCAGACACCGUUGAUGGUGGGUUUGAAACCCUGAAAAACACGACUGUGAAAGAAAGGCGUGAAUUGUUUGAAAAUUCUACAAGUAUUAUGUUUGUACGAGAUCCGUACACACGAUUGUUUUCAGCGUGGCUGGAUAAACUGUAUUCGCCUAACCAUUACUAUUGGACAAAACUCGGACCUCAAAUCGUCAAAAGACUGAGGGUCAGCAAUAACGAGUGGGAAUCCGACCCAGUCUCGUGUGCCUCAGACAUUUCAUUUAAUGAAUUCAUCAACUACACGCUAAGGGAAAUAAGCUCGUAUUCAUGUGUCGACGGACAUUUCUCUCCUAAUUAUAAUCAUUGUCUUCCUUGUUUAUUAUCGCAUAACUACGUCGGGAAAUAUGAGACAUUUAAAGAAGACACGCGGUUUUUGUUGGACAAAUUAAAUCUAUCACAGAAAGUGACGUUUGACAACUUUGAAAAAGACGGCGCGUGGGACGCCAUCAGAGAUUCUACUGAAUUUCUCUUCUCUCAGAAAGAGAAAAUUUUAGAGUGCAAUGUGACAUUCUUUUGUGCUUUAUUCAAAGUUUGGAACAGGCUUCAAAGCAGAGGUAUUCUUAGUAAAAAUAUUGAUUUUCCUUUUGAAAAUGAAGAUGACGUCAACAACGUCACAAAAGCUGACGUAAUAAGAAUUGUGUCGUACGCGAAUCGUCAAAGUGAUAGGAGUGAGACAAAAGGUAACCGCAUGGAGGCGCUUCAACAGGCGUAUCAGAAUCUAUCUUUGAAAUUGAGAGAGAGGCUUGUAAGAACAUUUAAGAUUGACUUUGAUAUGUUUGGUUAUGACAAGUAUCCCAAAUAUCUUAAUCAAACUCGACAGUCAACGUUUAGAUACUUUAAAGAAUGUUGAAAAUAAUCCAGUGCAUGUAGUUUUGUUGUAAUCCAUCGGACUACUACGUAUUUCCUGCAUGCAGAUCUGAUUGCUAUCGUAUUUGUUUCGCCUUCAUUAUGUUUUGCAUCUCCGAGAAAGCUAGUUUAGGAUAUUUGAAGUAAUUUGAAACUUAUAAACUUGAUAUAAUAGACUCAAUUUUUUUAAGGGCAAGAUUGUUUUGCCAGUUGACCUGCUAUAUGGACAACGCCAUGUUUGUCCUCGAAGUCCUGAACCUACUCAGUAUUGGUUUUCCAGCGGUUUAAAACCGCGUCGUUUUAAAAAUUGAGCAAGCUCCCCAAUGAUUGCCUGUUUGAAAGGUAACGAGAAGGUGGUCGUCAGAUCCUAAUGCGUAGCAUAAAUUAGGAGCUGAUUUUAAUCAGAUUGAUAUGUAAUGCGUGUACAUUUGGUUUCAUUUUACAUAUAUACUUUCAUUUGUUUCAUUUGUUGUUUUAUCUCAAUUUUAUAUCAUAAACUAUAAAGAAAAUGUUAUUGCUAUGUUUUUUCCAACGCUCCUAACGCAUACCCUUAGUGCCUUUAUGUGAUAAACAUUCAUUUCCGCUAGUAUAUCGUUGUUGAAUAUUUCAUUUCCUCUAGAGCUUAACGCUAGUAUCUAUAUGUUAUACAUUUCAUUUCCUCUUUAGUUAAACAUAUAUUUCAUUUCCUCUAACGCAUACGUCUGUUAUCUCUUUAUUGAAUAUUUCAUUUCCUUUAGAGUUUUUCGAUUGUAUCUCUUUGUUAAAAAUUUCAUUUCCUCUAGCGCAUAACGUUAAUAUCUCAUUACUGAAUAUAUCACUUCCUCCAGGGCAUAAAGUUAAUAUCUCAUUGUUGAAUAUUUCAUUUCCUCUUGAGCAUAAAAUUAAUAUCUCAUUGUUGAAUAUAUCAUUUCUUCUAACGCAUAAAAUUAAUAUCUCAAUUUUUAAAUACUUCGUU